Messenger RNA from Abrus precatorius (Indian licorice), 2800 nucleotides. Its product is annotated as low-temperature-induced 65 kDa protein. The record is from RefSeq and is a predicted model, not a curated record. NCBI's taxonomy places the organism in Eukaryota, Viridiplantae, Streptophyta, Magnoliopsida, Fabales, Fabaceae. Gene Ontology annotation, biological process: response to stress; response to abscisic acid. The coding region runs from base 351 to 2516 and encodes 721 amino acids. The transcript is spliced from 6 exons.
ACCCAUGUUGAGUUUUCCUAUCAUUCCAAAGAGCCAUAGACACUUGUGUAGUACAGUUUCAUAUGUGAAAAAGACAGUUUAUGAAUGUCGAUAUUCACAUUUGGACCAACCAUUGUCUUUACUCUGGUGGGACCCCUUUCCAUAUUUACGAGUCCACGUAUACAAAACCACUCAACACGUGUCAAAUGACAGGGACAUGUCGGUUAUGUCACACGUGUCUCCAGUUACGAGAAGCCACAUGUGGCAUAGAAUGUCAUGGCUUUUUUUUUUCUCUAUAAAGCGUUAAGCCUUUGAUCUCUGUAGUAAUUGUCUAUAACGAGCAAGCAGUUACUUUUCUUUCAGUUACUGUAAUGGAUUCAAGAGUAGUUCAAAGUCAAGUGAAUGAGAACGAUGAAAAUUACCCUCACACUGUUGUCUCACAGCAAGUGACACAUGGUGCAGAAGAUCAACACUUUGACCCCGAGAAGAAGUCUGUUCUGAAUAAGGUCAAGGCAAAGGCUAAGAAAAUUAAGGACACGAUUAAGAAGCAUGGUCAUCAGGUCCUUGAUCGUGGUCAUGAGUAUAACAAUGAAGAUCAGCACACCCUUGAUGAUCAUGACUUGGAUGAGGAUGAAAAAGUUGGUGAAGACCCAAAAGUUCAUGAAACACCAAUUCAUGAAAGUGAGGCUGUUAAAAAUGUCACACCUACAUCUGAGCAAGUCGAAAAUUUAGGAAAGUCAGGAAUUAAUGUUAGAGGUACAACAGUUAUGGGAGAAGAACCUAAUCAUGAUCAAGUAGUUGAAGGUGGUUCUUUAACUACUGAAGUUGCUGAAAACAUAGUCACCGACCCAUCCAAAGCAUUUUCUGUGGAAGAGAAUGCAGGGCUACUUCAUGACAACUUAGAGGAGCCAAUAAGCAUGAAGGAUGAUUCUAAUGCUCAAGGAAGUAGACCUGAAGCAUAUACUCCUCCCAAUUAUCAAAACAAAGUCAUUGACACUGAUCCAAGUGGGGCAGGAAGUGAUGAAAUAGAAAUCACUCCAGUUGAUGAAUCUUUUGCGAGAAUGAAUUUGCAUGAUAUGCCCAAACCUACCCCAGAACCUAAUGUCCAGCCAACAGUUGUUGAUUCUGAAUACCCUCCUGAUGGAAGCCAUGGUCAGCCUGUGCCACAUCUAUCUGCUGAUCCACCGAUAACAUUUUCUGUGGAAGAGAAGUCAGGGCUACAUGAGGACAAUUUGGAGAGGCCAACAGGCUUGAAGGAAGAUCCUCACUCACCAGGAAGUGGACCUGAAGCAUAUACUCCUCCCAUUUUUCAAACCGAAGUCACUGAUCCAAAUGGGGCAGGAAGUGAUGAAAUAGAAAUCACACCGGUUGAGGAAUCUUUUGCCACAAUGAAUGUGCACGAUGAGCCAAAAGAUACCCAAGAACUAAACAUCCAAUCAACUGUUGUUGAUUCUGAAUACCCUUCUGCUGGAAGCCAUGAUGAGUUUGUACCACACUUCUCUGCUGAAACACAAACUCAGGUCCCUUCUGCUGGAAGCCAUGAUGAGUUUGUACCACACUUCUCUGCUGAAACACAAACUCAGGUCCCUUCUGCUGAAAGCCAUGAUGAGUUUGUGCCACACUUCUCUGCUGAAACACAAACUCAGGUCCCUUCUGCUGGAAGCCAUGAUGAGUUUGUACCACACUUCUCUGCUGAAACACAAACUCAGGUCCCUUCUGCUGAAAGCCAUGAUGAGUUCUCUCAGGAGAAGAUAUCCACAAAUAUCAAUAGAAUCGUUGAAAAUCCUGGAGAAACUGAACAAACUUUCAACACCACCACAACCACAGUUGGAGAGCAACCACCCUAUGAAGCAAACACUGAUAAAGUUGUCUCUCCUAGAAGUGUCAUAACUUCUGAGUUAGUUUCUGGAGAGAAAGGUGACAUAAAUGACACGAUGAUAACAAAUGAAGAGCAACAAAAAAGUGGUGAUACUUCUAACAAGUCAGGGUCCACUGCAGAAUAUGGAAAGAAUAUUGCUCAAUCUCUGACAGAGAAACUAGCUCCAGUUUAUGAGAAGGUUGCAGGGGUUGGAAAUGCAGUGAAGUCCAAAGUGACUGGAACAAGCACUGGUGGUGUUGGAAAUGAAGCAAAAAAUGGGGUUAAAGAACAAGACAAAGGAGUAUCUGUGAAGGAAUAUUUGGCUGAGAAGCUAAAACCUGGUGAAGAAGACAAGGCACUUUCUGAGGUAAUUUCUGAAGCUUUACAUAAUCCGAAAGAAGAGGCAAUGAAAAAAGAGCAUGAACACUUGGGUAGUGGAAAUGACAAGUCAGAUAAAGUCUCUGAAGAGAGCUCUGUGAACAGUCAAGGAAAAGGUGUGGUUGGCAAGCUUAAGGGUGUUGUUGGCUCUUGGUUUGGCAAAUCGGAGAACCAGUCAUCUCAAGUUGCAGGUGAAGGUGUAUCAAAUAGUACAAAUUAUGGUGCAGAAGUGGAACAGGUUAAGGUUAACCAAGUUGUAGAUGAAAACAGUAGUCGAAUUGAAGAACAAGGGACUCGCUAAAUUUCUGUGCGGACAUUGAAUAAUACAUGUGUGUAGUGCUCUCCUUACCUGUAAUUAGAUAUUUGUAUAUGUUGUAUUCAUGUGAAAGUUAUAAUGUUUGUGUAGAUGUGGAAUUUACAAUAUGAUAUUGUUGUAUAGGAACACAGAAUAAUACUGUGUCCUUAUUAUUAGGUUACGUGAAAAAAACUGUCAAUAUAUAGUUUUAUUGUAUUAUGUCUUUUUAUUUUUACUUAAUAGCUCAAUUCAAUGUCCGAUAUGGUAAUGCAUAUUUUUAUGUUUCUUUU